Sclerotinia sclerotiorum 1980 UF-70 is the source of this 1089-nucleotide messenger RNA. RefSeq lists its product as hypothetical. Bases 1 to 1089 code for a protein of 362 amino acids. The record is from RefSeq and is a predicted model, not a curated record. Gene Ontology annotation, biological process: nucleotide-excision repair; positive regulation of cyclin-dependent protein serine/threonine kinase activity; regulation of transcription by RNA polymerase II. Lineage: Eukaryota; Fungi; Ascomycota; Leotiomycetes; Helotiales; Sclerotiniaceae. The transcript has a single exon. Gene Ontology annotation, molecular function: cyclin-dependent protein serine/threonine kinase activator activity. Gene Ontology annotation, cellular component: transcription factor TFIIH holo complex.
AUGCCCAAACCGCUCGAGACAUCCGAUCCCUCAGACGACAUCUGUCCCAUCUGCAAAUCCAAUCGCUAUCUCAAUCCCUCCCUCCAAUUCCUCAUCAAUCCAGAAUGCUACCACAAAAUGUGUUCAACAUGCGUGGAUCGCAUAUUCAGCUCUGGGCCUGCACCCUGUCCUGUCCUUCACUGCGCUCGCACUCUACGGAAAAAGGGAUUCAAAACUGCGUUUUUCGAGGAUCUAGCCAUAGAGCGCGAAUGCGACAUUCGACGUCGGGUGAGCGAGGUGUUUAAUCGCAGUGAGGAUGAUUUCGAAACGUUACUAGAUUACAAUAAUUAUUUACAAGAUACAGAAGAUUUGAUCUGGGAUCUGGUAAAUGGGAAAGGCAAAGCGAAACAGGAGGCAGAAGAUAAAUUAAGGAGAUUUAGAGAGGCGAAUCGUGGGGCCAUUGAGGAAAAUAAGGCUGCGAGGUUGAGGGAGGUGGAGAUGGGCAGGAGGAGGGAAAUUGAGGAGAAAGAAAUGGCGAGACAGAGGAGGUUGACGGCUUUGAGAGAGGACGCCGAGGAAAAGGCUGAUGUCGAGAAGACUCGAAAACAGGUUUUGGAUCAAUUGGCCAGCGGCGAGGGGGAUGCGGUAGCUAUCACACAACAAGCCCACAAGAUCAUUUUGAAAAAGAGCUCGGCGAGAAGAACCCUGGGAGAGAGGGAUGCAGCAAUUAAUGCUGGAACCGGAAGCGCGGAUGGAGAAGGUCUUACGAUCAGAGGACUGAAGAAAAAGACGGCGCCUGUAGCAGAGAAACCUUACGAUCCAUUUGGAGGUAUCGAUCUUACACCUUCGAGAUACGUAUUGCAGGAUGAUUAUGAAAACCAGUGGGUUGAUGGUAUCAAGCGUGACCCUAAGCACAUGGCUGGCGGUUAUAGCCUCCAUGAUUAUUAUGGAAGAGCCAUGCAUGAUGCCUUGGGUGGCCUCGAGAUAUUCAUCGAAGAUGAGGUUAAAGAUCGACAUCAGCCAGGCUCUUCCUCUAUUGGCACUGCGGCGGCGGUCCAAGCAUCUACGGAGAAGAAACAGACAGCGGUUAAAGCGGAAUCGAUGAUCUAA